Equus quagga is the source of this 3693-nucleotide messenger RNA. Its product is annotated as zinc finger and BTB domain-containing protein 25. Gene Ontology annotation, biological process: regulation of transcription by RNA polymerase II. Lineage: Eukaryota; Metazoa; Chordata; Mammalia; Perissodactyla; Equidae. Gene Ontology annotation, molecular function: protein binding; DNA-binding transcription factor activity, RNA polymerase II-specific; RNA polymerase II cis-regulatory region sequence-specific DNA binding. The coding region runs from base 364 to 1512 and encodes 382 amino acids. The record is from RefSeq and is a predicted model, not a curated record. Gene Ontology annotation, cellular component: nucleus. The transcript has 5 exons.
CGCACGUACGCACGCACGCACACUUCGGCCCCGCGCCCCUCGUUCUUCGGCUACCAGGAGCGCGAUCACAUGGGCCCAUCGCGCGGCGGCCGGCGCGGGAAGCCGCGCGAGAGCGGGCAGCGGGGUGCGUGUGCCGGCGCCGCCGCGUGACGUACACGGCGCGGGAGCCGCCCCUCCCGCACGGAGGAGCCGGCUGGCCGCCGCGGCGGCGUCUGGAUGAGGACACCAGGCCUAAAGAGCGUGUAGCUUGAUGAGGUCCCACACUUGGGUAACUGGCCUCCAGGGCUCCAGACGCCUUGGUCCUUGCACUCUCCACCACAUCAGGAGUCCAGUGCCGGUUUAACCCGCUCACAGAGAGCCACAAUGGACACAGCCAGCCAUAGCCUUGUCCUCCUGCAGCAGCUGAACAUGCAGCGAGAAUUUGGUUUUCUGUGUGAUUGCACUGUUGCUAUUGGAGAUGUUUACUUCAAAGCCCACAGAGCAGUGCUUGCUGCUUUUUCUAACUAUUUCAAGAUGAUAUUUAUUCACCAAACAAGUGAAUGCAUAAAAAUACAACCAACUGACAUCCAGCCUGACAUAUUCAGCUAUUUGUUGCACAUCAUGUACACGGGGAAAGGGCCAAAACAGAUUGUGGAUCACAGUCGUUUGGAGGAAGGGAUUCGAUUUCUUCAUGCCGACUACCUUUCUCAUAUUGCGACCGAAAUGAAUCAAGUGUUCUCACCAGAGACUGUGCAGUCCUCAAAUUUAUAUGGCAUUCAGAUCUCAACGACCCAAAAAACAGCUGUCAAACAAGGGCUGGAGGUCAAAGAAGCUCCUUCCAAUAACAGUGGAAACAGAGCUGCUGUCCAGGGUGACCACCCCCAGUUGCAGCUCUCUCUUGCUAUUGGGCUGGAUGAUGGCACUGCAGACCAGCAGAGGGCCCACCCUGCCGCCCAGGCCUUGGAGGAGCACCAGAAGCCCCCAGUGUCCAUCAAGCAGGAGAGAUGUGACCCAGAAUCUGUGAUUUCUCAGAGCCAUCCCUCACUCUCGUCAGAGGUGACAGGCCCCACUUUCACAGAAAGCAGUAUCAAAAUACACUUAUGCCAUUACUGUGGUGAACGUUUUGAUUCCCGUAGUAAUCUAAGGCAACAUCUCCACACCCAUGUGUCUGGAUCCCUCCCAUUUGGUGUCCCUGCUUCCAUUCUGGAAAGUAAUGACCUUGGUGAAGUGCAUCCACUUAAUGAAACUAGCGAGGCUCUUGAAUGCCGCAGGCUCAGCUCCUUCAUUGUCAAGGAGAACGAGCAGCAGCCUGACCACUCGAACCGGGGUACCACAGAGCCUUUGCAGAUCAGUCAAGUGUCUUUGAUCUCCAAAGACACAGAGCCAGUAGAAUUAAACUGUAAUUUUUCUUUUUCAAGGAAAAGAAAAAUCACCUGUACCAUCUGUGGUCAUAAAUUUCUCCGAAAGAGCCAAUUGCUGGAACACAUGUACACACACAAAGCAGUGUCUCCCAAAUGUGUCGUCCUAGUGUGAGGUAAGUGGUCUCUGCCAGGUAACAUUUUGGAGGUAUGAUGCAGUGAGCCCAAUUCUUGUCAACCCUGAUCUGUGUUAGCAGAAAAUUGGUGUCCUAGUCAAGUGCUUUCCAACUCCCAUCCCUGGAGAGAAAGGUAAUGUCUAGUCAUUCCCCAGCCAUGUCUUGCUUUGCUCCUUUCUUUCUUCCCUAUUUACUCUCUACUAUAUCUCCUCCAGUACCAUAAUCUACAACAGUGGUUCUCAACCAGGAUGUAUUAGAGGAACAGAAGCAACAGGAUGUGUGUGUAUGUGUGUGUAUGUGUGUGUAUGUGUGUGUAUGUGUGUACACAGUAUGUGUGUUCAUAUAUACAGUAUAUACAGAGAGACUGAUUAGAAGGAGUUGGCUCACACAAUUACAGAGGCUGAGAAGUCCCAAGAUCUACAGUUGGCAGGCUGGAGACCCAGGAGACCCGAUGGUAUAGUUCCAUUCCAAAAGCCAGCAGGUUCGAGACCCACAAAGGCAGGAAAACACCAGUUCCCAGCUCAAUAGUCAGGUGGGAGAAGCUCCUCUUCCUCUCAGAAGGGUCAGCUCUUUUGUUCAUUUGUAGCCCUUCAACUGAUUGCCACAUUAGGGAGGACAGUCUGCUCUCCUCAGUCUGCCGAUUCAAAUGUUCAUCUCAUCCGAAACACCCUCACAGACACACCCAGAACAAGGUUUGAGCAAAUAUCUGGGCACCCUGUGGCUCAGUCAAGUUGACACAUAAAGUUAACCAGCACACAGGGUGAUCCCUGUCAUCCUGGGGACAUUUGGUUAUGUGGAGCUGUUUUUGGUUGUCACACUGAGUGGCGUAAGGGGCAGGUUGCUACUGGCAUCUAGUGAGUAGAGGCCAGGGAUGCUGCUAAACAUUUCACAAUGCAGUUUAUCUGGGCCAAAUGUCCGCAGUGCUGAGGUUGACUAAAAGCUUAAAGUGAGUUUUGCAAUGGUUGUCAAUAGCUAAAGAAUGCAAAGAAAGUUAAAUUUGGGGAUUUAUGCCCUAGUUAUCUUUGAAGUUAAUAAUGUUCUUAUGGAGUAUGAGAUGUGUUAGCUCUGAAUUAAGUUCUAUUUUUAUUAUCCUUUAUGGAAGCUUUUAAAAAAUAAAAAGUGUGAUUAUUAAAAAUCAGAGAUGUAUUAAGCAGCAAGACAGUUUUAAAUCUAUUAAUAUAAUGUUUGAAAUAAUUGUGUGUCUAAGAAGGUCUCUUUGUGAAAUUAAAAUGUCAUCGUAGGUUGUAAUUUGUGUAAAUUUUUAAUCUUGCCAAAAGGUGGCAGCAGUGUACCUUUUGAAAAUCUAUUCCACGUUAAGCUCAAAUUUGGCGUCACUACUUAAUUCACUAUUUAGUAGUUAGCUACUGCCAGAUCUUACUUUACUUUAUAGAGUCAUGACGAAUGAGCAUUUUUCUAGAAUUCCAUAAUAUAUUAGGUGCUGAAAUAUCUUGACAUCCCUCUUUGAUCAAGAUAUUUCUAAUUUACAUGUAAAUCUAUUAUAGCAGCAGCAAACUUUUUAAAAUAUCACAUUUACUGUGAUUGUUAUAUUCAGCAUUUCUGAGGAUUCUUGUAAGUCUUUAACAGUAAGGCUUAGAAUUUCAGUCCCAAUCACAUUUGCUCUUCUAAUCAGGCAUCAAACUCAGUUUUUGGUGUUCUGCCUGGUCAAGAGAUAAAUCAGAGACAUUUGAGUAAACACUCCUUGUUUCUUGCCUCUUGUUUCUUUUCUUCACAUCCACAACCUGUGAGGUUGGCCUGUAUAUUAUUUCCUGGAAUUAAUUUUCUCUUUCAACUAUGGUUCAACAACUGACUUUGUAACUUGGUGUUCUUUAUUCCUUUCUCCCCUCACCUCCAUUCUCUGAGCAAGUUGAGACCUUCUGAAUCUUGAAUAGAGUUCUUUCACCUUCAGCUCUUCUUGCCUUCCAAUAGUGAAUACAGUCUGCCCUCUUUUUUCUCCCAUCAUUUCUGCUUGCAGCAUUAUUAUUAAUAUUAUCCUAGGACUUUGCAGCUCAUCAUCAAAUGCUUGUCUUAAAUUUAUUUUACAGCUGAUUAGCCAGCUUAAAGAAUGAACCCACUUCCUCUAAAAUAAAUUCUCUUCCAGUGUCUAUACAAUGUUGAAACUUUUUUCAUUGAAACAACAUGGUGAUACUGUAUCAAAAUAAUGAAAAUAAAGUAUUUUCCCU